Chelonus insularis is the source of this 5679-nucleotide messenger RNA. It is a transcript of the gene Acf, whose product is annotated as ATP-dependent chromatin assembly factor large subunit. The record is from RefSeq and is a predicted model, not a curated record. Gene Ontology annotation, biological process: regulation of heterochromatin formation; positive regulation of DNA replication; regulation of DNA-templated transcription. Gene Ontology annotation, molecular function: protein binding; DNA binding. Bases 432 to 4823 code for a protein of 1463 amino acids. Gene Ontology annotation, cellular component: CHRAC; nuclear chromosome. The transcript is spliced from 7 exons. Lineage: Eukaryota; Metazoa; Arthropoda; Insecta; Hymenoptera; Braconidae.
GGUUCGUCAUAAGUGUGUUUAGUCAGCGAAUGCCAGGUGUGUAUAUAUGCGCUUCUUAGUUCAUUUACGUCUACCGUUAACGUACUUUGUGAUGAGUUUGUGCAUAAUUUCCAUGUAAAAACACGCUUAAGUAACUGUAAUUGCAAUGAUUUCAGUUUAAAUGUAAUCAUUAUUUUAUCAAAUAGUGCCGUCAUUUGGCGGAAGAUCAACAUUGUUGGUUAAAAGUCCAAGGAACAAACAGCAAGUGAGAGAGAGGGAAAGAGAGUGUUGGGCCAAGAUACAAAUCAACGAGCUCUCAUUAAAGAGACUCAACGUUUCAGCAAGUCUAAGAUCUCUCUACUUCAUCUACAUCUUUACGUUUCACUGAGCAUCAUAUUUUUUUAAUCAUAAGUUUAUUUCAUUAAAAGUAAUAGAAAAAGAUUUACAUCAACAUGCCUUACUUGAGAAAGAAGCCUUUCCAACGACUUUAUGUAUCCUCGGACUAUAAGGAUGACGAUGAAGUCUUUCAUUGUGAAGUGACAAAUGAGGUUUUCAAAGAUUAUAAUGAAUACUGUGAAAGGAUCAUUCUUUGUAAUUCUACUAUUUGGUCAUGCAGUAUCACAGGGAAAACAAACAUGACAUACGAAGAAGCUGUAGCUUGUGAAGAAAAUGCUAAGAAAAUUCUUAAAGAGUUUCCGAUGGAGUUAAGAACUCCUAUAUUGUACCUGGCAACAAAAACAAAAAGAACAUCUUUUAGUGAAAUGAUUGAGGAUAUUUAUCAAUUCGCUAGGGAUCGAUAUUUUGUUGGGGAAAUGGUGGAAGCAUGCUUUGCUGAUGAUUCGUGGUGUGAUUGUCAUAUUCUUCAGGUCAUUGAACCAACAGAUGAGCAAAUUAAAGCUUACGAAAAAGAUAGUAUUACUAGUUCCCCUCAAGAAAGACUAUUUCAUCCACCUGCUAAAUUAUUUCGAUAUGAAGUUGAGCAACUGGAUUCUAAUAGUCAUGAAAUGAGUGAAAUAAUGAUAGUUGAAGCGUCACAAAUAAGAAGGAAGAAGAGUCUAUACAGUAGAGAACGAAAUAAAAUAUUUUUAAGAAUGCUUUGUGAACAAAAUAGCCAAGGUGUUUGGGUAGUAAAAAAUGAGGUUCAACAAAAAUAUGGUAUUGCUAAAGUCCGUUUUGAUACAAUUUUUGCUGGACCUUUUCCAGAUUUUACAUCUGUUUCUUUUAAAAAACCUAUAGUUAAACAGAAACAAGUAACUAUCGAUAAAUUCCUCACCUCUGAUGUAAGUAAGCAUAGAGCGUUCGAAAAACCAGAAAAUUCCGAUUCAUCAAGUAAAGGUGAAAUUCAUUUUAAAAAACAUAAAAGAUCGCGAUUAAACGGUAAAAUUAAAGAAGAGAAAGAGGCUAAAUUAAGAGAAGAAAAAGAAAAACGCCAAGAAAAACUCUUAGAAAUACGUGAAAAGAAAAAGGAAGAGAAACAAAAAUUGGCUGCACUUGCUGCUUACGUUAGAGAAUGGAAUAAACCACGAGAAGAUCUAGAAUGUGAAGAUCUUCGACCAAUUAUAGAAGCAACACCUGUCAAGUGUGCAAUUCCCAAUGAUAAAUUUGGCGAUUUUGUCAUGAUUCUUGAAUUUUUACAAUUUUUUUCUAAGGAGUUAGAAGUAUCGUCAUACUUUCCUCACGGUCUUUCGAUUGAUAUACUUGAAAAAGCAAUGUUGAUAAAAGAAGCUUCUGGACCUUGGAGUGAUUUACUACAACUUUUAUUAGUAAAUAUUUUCAAAUUUCAAGCUGAAGAAGAAGACGAAAUAGCGUCGAAUUCGCUCGAUUAUAGUGUAGAUUUUGAUCAUGCGGUUUCAUCAAUGGCUGAAGCAGUAAAGCUAGCUACUAGCGCUUCUAGUUGGUGUCAAAAACAUUAUGGAAAUCAGCUGUCAGAGCUUACAUUAGAUCAUGUAACACUUAGUGAAAUUUUACGACAACAUCUGUUAAGUUCGGGUGGAAGAAUAAGUGAAGUAGCAUCCAAAUGGAGAUACUCUCAAAGAGGUGGAUAUACAAAUCAUGAUGAUCCUGCACUUUUGUUAAGAAUAAAUCAACCCAGAAUUCUGAGGUUACUUGGACACCGAAGUGUUUGUGAAUUUGAUCUUGAAGAUCGCCUUUGCUUGGCAACAUGCUUGAUUAAUCAAUUAUUAACAUUUGCAUCAAUACGAGAUGUCAUUGAUGUACGUUAUGAAAAAAUUCAUCAAGCUCGUCGUGAGUUGAAGUCGUUAAUUCUUUCUGAACAGAAAAAAGAAAGAGAAGAAAAAGAAAAAAUGAAAGAGCGUGAAAAGGAUGGAAAAAUUGAAGGGAAAGAAGUAAAAGAAAAUGUUGAUGAAAAACCGAAAAAAACACGAGGAAGUCGGGAAGAAGAAAAGAAGAAAGAAGAAAUCGAGAAUAAAUUAACAGAGCUUCGAUUAGCAUCUAAAGAUGAUCAAAUGAUGCUUUGUCUAGGAUCUGAUCGUGCUCACCGCAGAUAUUGGCGGUUUUUAUCAAUUCCUGGCUUAUUCGUUGAAAAUGAUGAACGAUGGCCAGGUAUGUGCCUUACUGAUGGUACGCCUUACUUGCCUGAAUUACAAGACAAAGAUGCAGCCAAUAUAUACCUCAAAAAUAAAUUUGAAGAUGAAUUUAGUGAUAAGGAAAAUAAUAUUAAUAAAACGAAAAAGUUACCGAAAAAAACGGUUACAUUUGCUGAUAAAAAUGGAAUUAUUAAGUCUCCUACUAAAAAAGAUUCAAAUGAUGAAAGAUGUAAAUUAAUGGCUUGUACAGGAGAUAAAGAGUGCCCCAUUCAUUGUAAAAGAUCUGAAGUUAAAUGGAGUUUUUACGGAAACAAAGAAGAUCUCGAAAAAAUUAUAAAUGGUUUAAGUAAUCGAGGUAUUCGUGAAGGAGAACUUAAGAAUAAUCUUAGUCAAGAACUUGAAAACCUCCAGUCUAUAAUUGAAAAUUGUCCCAAGCAUAAGCUUAAUUCUGAAGUGUUUCCACUUUCUACGAAGGAGGCCUCAAAUAAACCUUCGAAAAAAACUAAGGUAGAAAAUACAAAUCUUAGCUUUCCGUCUACUGUGCCUGUUGAUGAAGCUUUAGAGCUUGCUUUAAGAGAUUUUAUACUUGAAACGGAAGAUAAAAUCAAAAAUGGAUGCCUUGGAUCAUUAAAAGUGAAAGAUCGUGAUGCUUGGAGAAAUGCUAUUACUAAUUGUCAUUAUGACAAGCAGUGUGAUAAACUUAUGUUUACUUACAGUGAAAUUGAGGUUGACGUACCAGUAAAUUCAGCUUUAGAUAAAAUAAAAAAUGAAACAAAAUUGAACAGUAGACCUGGAACACCAGAUUCUGAAGUAGGUAGCGGGAAUGGAAAGGUUUACAGAGAUCCAGGAAAAUAUUUAGGUCCACCAGAAGAAAGUGAAUUACAUCCAGAUUCUCAGCAACAAAUAAGAAUUCGACAAAUGGCUUGUGCAAUUCUUCAAUUAUCACAAGCUGUAGAAUCUAAGUAUAUGAAAAAACCUUUGGGUAAUGAUGAAAAAGACAAAAAACACUCAAGUGAUGAAGUUCGAGAACGAUGGGAACAGUCAUUAAUGAUGUCAACAAGCUGGUCUCAGCUAUUUCUCCAUGUUAAUACUUUAGAAGCAAGUUUGGCAUGGAGCAAAAGUAUUCUUAACGCUCGUUGUAGACUUUGUAGAAAAAGUCGCGAUGCUGAAAAUAUGUUACUUUGUGAUGGAUGUAAUAAAGGUCAUCAUUUAUAUUGUCUUAAACCAAAACUCACAUCUGUACCAGAAGGAGAUUGGUUCUGUAGUCAAUGUAAACCACCUGAAACUAAACCAAAGCCUAAAAGGAGGAGAAGAAAAUUUGAAGAGGAAGAAGACGAAGAAACUGAUGAAAAUGUUAUCAUCCCAGAUACACGUCAGCAUCGUUCGAGAAAAGUUUUGACCAGUGAUGAAGAAGCUGACAGUGAAUCUGGAAAUCGCGAAAGUGGAAAUCGAGAGAUAAAAGACGAAAAACCAAAGCGAAAACAAACUUGUGUGACAUGCAGUGGUUCAGGAAGUUUAAUAACCUGUAGUACGUGCGACAGAUGCUUCCAUUUUGAGUGUGUUGAUCCACCAUUAUCUAGAACACCGCGAGGAAAAUGGUUGUGUCAUGCUUGCAAAAGUGUCCGUAGGAAUGGAGUCAAACAUGUGCGAGAUCGUGACGGGGAGAGAGACAAGCGAUUGUGCGCAACAGCUGCUCGGUCCCGCAUCCACGAUUUCGUCAAGAGUCUUCUUCGUAAAGAAUCUUCUGAUUGUGAUGGUGAAAGCAGUAUAUCAGAAGAAACAGAAACUCGGCAAACUCGACGGGCAACGAAACGAGCUGCCGCUGAUCAAGAUAAAACUCUUCUCUUGUUUUUGAAUGAACUUAUGCAUCACAAAGAUUCCUGGCCAUUUCUAUCUCCUGUCACAACUGAAGAAGUGCCUGACUACUAUGAUUUCAUUAAAAAUCCUAUGGACUUUGGAACAAUACAAGACAAGUUUAAUAAAGGAAUUUAUGACGAUAAUAUUCCUCAAUUUUUGGCUGAUGUACUCCUUAUAUUUGAAAAUUGUAACAUUUACAACGAGCAACACAGCGCCGUUUACAAGGCUGGAAUGAAAUUAUCCAAGUUUUUUGAAAAAAGAAGCAAAGAGCUGGGUUUCAACUGUAAUGAAGAAGCUUCUCAAGCGCCAGCGAAUAAAAAACGAAAGGUGGAGGAUAAAAAUUCACCCAAAAAAAUAGCUGAAGAAGCAGCAAAAGUUUCCCUGAAAGAGGAAAAGAUAGAAAUUAAGGAAGAACAGAUGGAAAUUAAUGGAAAUAGUUAAAAAAAACUCUACAGACUGUGUAGUCCAUAGAAAAUUAAAAUAUUUUUGAAUUAAAGAUAAAUAAUGUACCUUAUUUUGUUGUAAAAGAUUUUAAGUGUGUUCAUCGAAAUGUAAAAGAAUCUCAGUUAUUUUUCAACUGAAACUGAGAUUUGGUUAAGAACUUUUUUAAAUGAGUUGAGGUCUUGUCUUAGCGUAAAAGAAAAUUAAAAAAGACAAAAUGAAAAAUACUCAUGUAUGUAGCAAAGACGAGCUUUUCUUAUCAGUGUAUACAGUAUUAUUCAUCUCACACUGAAUGCAUCAUUAUUUAUGCUCAAAUAUAAAUGAUGAAGUGUGUUGAAGUAAGAGUAAUAAAAAAGUUCAAAAAAGAAUUACAAAGAUAAAUUAAAGCCAGUACAAGCAAUUAUUCCAAGUGUUGGUUAAUAAUAAUGAAUUCAUAUUUUUUAAUCAUAGCGAUUUUAAUAAUUUAAAAUUAUUUUAGCGAGAUAAAAAAAAGUGUUUUUCAAUUAUUUAUUUGCUGUCUAUUUUUUGUCCAUGUAGAUUAUAUGCUGAAUAACUUGAUUAUUAAUAAUUUUUAUUAUUCUUUUUUCAUUAAUUAUCACUACAAACAUAAUAAAUAAGUUUAUUAUAAUACGUCAAAAUUUUAAUUACAAGUACUUAUUAUUUAUCUCAUCUCAGCUCCAGACUUCAAAUUUAGAUCUAGUAUCUCUAGAAAGAUUUUUUGAUAAAUUUUAGGCUGGACCUAUCGUGGAUAAAAUAUGGAAUUUGUCAAUCGAAUUGUACAGAUUGUCUGUAACAAUUCUGUGUAAGUGUAUGUUUUAUAAAAUUUAUUUGCUAAUAAAAGCAAUUCGUGCAACAA